AUGGACCUCGUCCCAUAUAUGUUCUAUGAGAAGCAGGAGCCGGGAUCACAACUCUGUGCCCAGCAUUGCUUAAACAACCUUCUCCAACAACACAGCUUUGAUGAGUUUGGAUUAGCUGACGUUGCCAAAGAGCUGGACGAGGCGGAAAAUGCAAAGCUCAGCGUCGAUUACCGAAACAAAAAGUCGUACAAUUUUGACGACUCUGGCUACUUUUCUAUAUCAGUUCUGGAGAGGGCGCUCGACGUGUUCGACUUGGCCAUGGUGAGAUGGAGAGGAGAAGCAAUGAAGGCUUAUCAGGAACAUCCCGAACAACAAGUCGGGUUUAUCUUGAACCUCGCCUCCCACUGGUUCCCCCUCCGCCGAUUUGCUCCCAAUCCUCCCCACGCGGUUGCCAUUAAGCGCUGGUACAACCUCAAUUCGUUCCUACCCAAUGGUCCUGAAUGGAUUUCGCCAACGUAUCUUCGGAUGGUGCUUACACAAGCCGAAGAGGAAGGCUACUCUGUGUUUGUGAUCCGCAAGAACAGUCCAGGAGGUCAAGAUUCUGAAGAGCCUCUCACGGGCGAAGGUGCCGGCUGGGCGGAUGGAGGUAUCGGAGUCUUGCCCGAGUGCUUGGCCGACACGAUGGCUGUCACCCUUGGCGAGCCCGUGGGCCGCUCUGGCCCCUCCAGCGGGCGUUCCGGUACCAUUCGCACAGGCGGUACUGACUCUAAUCAAGUCAACGGUGACCCCAACGUCCAGCCCUCAGCUGGACCGUCUUCUCCCCCGGCUCGGGGAUCUGGCAGGCGCCGCCGUCAGCCCGACCUUUCCUCCGAUGGUAUCGAGCCAAUCGAUGACCCCUUCUCCGCUCCCCCUCCUGCUUCUCGCUCUCGCCAGACGUCCUCGCGGUCCCAGACUGUACAAGGAGAUGGAGACCUAUUUGAUAACGUCCACGGCGUCCUCCAAGAGCCCACCAACGCCAGACCGGACCCCAUCAGUAUCGACGAUAGCGACGAGCAAGAAGAUGAAGACGAGGAACUCGACGAUGAUUUCGAGAUGCUCGGGGCGGGCGGGGCGGGGACCUACAGGGGUCCGACAGACUUCCAGCAGCAUGCGAGGAGUUAUGAUGACGAGGACGCGGCGCUGCAAGCGGCGCUGAAGGCCAGUAUGGCGGAUGUGCCGCAGGGAUGGGAGUUGCCGGAUGUCUGGAAGGAAGAAAAAUCGGGGACGAGGAGUGGCACUGGUGGAUCGGCGCCUUCUUUGGCUACUCCAGCUGAUUCUGCGCCAGCACCAGCGCAUGAGCCUGCUCAAAAUUGGUCAGUGCGAGACAGCGAGGCGGCUCCAGCGGCACAGGAAGAGAAGAACGAGGUGGAAGAUGACGAUGGUGAUGAGCCCGCCGAAGAAGUUUCGCCUGAGGAGAUUCGUCGAAGGCGUCUGGCCCGAUUUGGGUAG
This is a messenger RNA of Cryptococcus wingfieldii CBS 7118, 1428 nucleotides long. Its product is annotated as ataxin-3. Lineage: Eukaryota; Fungi; Basidiomycota; Tremellomycetes; Tremellales; Cryptococcaceae. The coding region runs from base 1 to 1428 and encodes 475 amino acids. The transcript is spliced from 7 exons. Gene Ontology annotation, molecular function: cysteine-type deubiquitinase activity. Gene Ontology annotation, cellular component: nucleus. Gene Ontology annotation, biological process: protein deubiquitination. The record is from RefSeq and is a predicted model, not a curated record.